This is a messenger RNA of Pararge aegeria (speckled wood butterfly), 792 nucleotides long. Its product is annotated as protein FEV-like. NCBI's taxonomy places the organism in Eukaryota, Metazoa, Arthropoda, Insecta, Lepidoptera, Nymphalidae. The record is from RefSeq and is a predicted model, not a curated record. The transcript is spliced from 8 exons. Gene Ontology annotation, biological process: regulation of transcription by RNA polymerase II; cell differentiation. Bases 1 to 792 code for a protein of 263 amino acids. Gene Ontology annotation, cellular component: nucleus. Gene Ontology annotation, molecular function: sequence-specific DNA binding; DNA-binding transcription factor activity, RNA polymerase II-specific.
AUGUCGCAGCCACCCUUCCUCCCCUGGGGCCUGCCCUACCAGCACAGGGAGGCCGCGUCGCGCCGAGACUCGUACGAGCACGUGCACCCGCACGCACACGCACACGCACACGCACACCCACACGCGCCGCUGUACACGCACACGCAAUGCAAGGGCGAAGUUGAGGAGACGAGGACGGAUUACCGAGAUCAUUACCUACACAGGUGCGGCUUCGCGAAGUGCUCCGGGGAGGCGGAGGCGGGCGAGGCGCGCGCGGAGCCCGUGACCAGCAGCGCGGAGCCCUGGGGCGACCGGCUGGUCAGCAGCAGCCACGGCGGGCCGGCGUCCCCGCGCGCCACGUCGCCGUCGCACCACGUCACCACCACGCAAGCAGGCGCGGGCGCGCGGCGCGGCGCGCUGCAGCUGUGGCAGUUCCUGGUGGCGCUGCUGGCCGAGGGCGCGCGCUGCGUGGCGUGGACGGGCCGCGGCCUCGAGUUCAAGCUGCACGAGCCAGAGGAGGUGGCGCGCCGCUGGGGGGCGCAGAAGAACCGGCCCGCCAUGAACUACGACAAGCUCUCGCGGUCGCUGCGCUACUACUACGAGAAGGGGAUCAUGCAGAAGGUCGCAGGCGAGCGGUACGUGUACAAGUUUGUGUGCGACCCGGAGGCCCUGUUCAGCAUGAGUCGCGUGGCGCCCGCGCCCUAUGACGUCAUCACGCAGCUGUACGCGGCGCCCUACGCCUCGAACGCCCCCCCGCCCGCGCCCGCACCCGACUACCGCCGCUACUACCCGCACUCGCACUACGACGCCUGA